AUGCUAAGAUUUACCAAAAAUCAAUGUGAAACUCCUAAAGGAACUGCUACCUCUGACCCUCAUAAUUAAUUGAACUACCUGUGAAGUUAGAAGAAGGAUGGGUUAAAAAGGAUUAUAAAAUAUAAAAUGUGAAUAUUAUUUUUAUGACUUGAAUUUAGUUUUUAAAUAAGAGGGUUUAAUUUGAUAUAAAAAUAAUAAUUUAUUAUUAAUCUAACUCAACAGAUUUCAUUAUUUGCCAAUUGUCAUUUUUUUAUACCUUUACAUAUCUAUUUAUAAUCCUAUAAUAAUUGUUCGCCAGUCAAUUUAUAUGAUAUAAAAAUUGUAAAAUUGGUAACAGAGUAAGCAAGGAAAAACCGGAAUAAGACCAAGCACAACUCGUGCAAGCUCAAGCAAUUAUAAAUCAUUUAAUGUAAGCUCUCCUACUAGCAGUAGUCCAAAGCUCUUUACUUCUACUUUAUUCCUAAAUUCUGGCCUAAAAUCAAGCCGAACUAUAUCAAAAAAUCAGCCAGCCAAGCCCCAGCCCAAAUUAAAAGCAAAGCCCAGCCUAAUAACUCACAUUGGAAAAUCUAAUAGAAACUCUCCAGUACCAGUAAAUGAUAAAAAAGAGGUUCAGCGCUCGAAAAUAAAUAUAUCACUCAAUAAUUUAUCAAUCAAUUCUGCUAAUAUAGACGCUAAAACGCCAAGCUUAUCAAUGGCAAGACCUGAAAUCUCUAAAGAUCCCUAUAUUAUGAAUGAGAAUCCCAUGUCCUCAAAGUUAAUUGUUGAAAUUGAGCCUUCUAAUGGGAAUACAGAAAGAUUAAGAUUACGAUAACUCUCUGUCGACCCCCACUUAGCUUAGGAUCUAACAAUACAAGCUCACCCUUCAUGAAUUCCGUCCACUAGCGAACAGCUCUGAACAACGGUAGGUGGAAUCGGCCUAACCGUCGAACCGUUACAGUUGCCUAUGGGCCCGGACGAGUCUCUCUUCGUUCCUUGAGUGUGAUUCAAGCACACUUGGGGCUGCCGGAGCAGUCCCAACGCUGAUUUCCUUCAGAAAGAAUGUACUUCCCUCACUAGGACAAGUAUAGGGGACAGAACCCCUAACUCAUACAUUCCAUAUUUAAUUGUGAAUACAGAAAGAAAUACUCAAAACUCCUGAGCAGAUAUUGAGCUGCCUACAACUCCUGGGACCGUGCUUAAACUAUUUAAAGACAAGCUAACUGAGUAUGAGCAGGGUGAAAUCUUGAUUUACAAUAAUAUUUAUUAUUGCGGUAUUAACUCAAAAAAAAUAAAGCCAAAUCCGAAAUCGAAUUUUAAUUAUGGCUAUGAUAAUGAAAGUGGAGAUUAUGAAAUAGUUUUAAAUGACCAUAUUGCGUAUAGAUAUGAAAUCAUUGAAAUAAUAGGGAAAGGCAGCUUUGGGCAGGUUUUAAAAGUAUAUGAUUAUAAGAGAAAGACAUUAUUAGCACUAAAAAUGAUUAAAAGCCAAUCGAGGUUUCAGAAGCAAGCUGAAGUGGAAAUCGAAGUUUUGAAAUUUUUGAAGAAAAAGGACGAGAAGGACAAUCACAAUAUUAUUCAUAUCGAAAGCUACUUUACGUUUAGGCAUCAUAUUGUAAGCUUUACUUACUAUCGCCUAAAUUAAUUACGAGACAUUUUACCAAAAAUUUAUUGGAAAAGAAGAGGUUAAAUGCAAAUUUUUAUAAUAAUUUUAAUUACUAAAACUUAUGUAUUUUUUUUAAUAUUGUGAGACUUAUUUUAAUUAUUAUUACAAUAUUAAAAAAUAUUUAGCAUUCUAAAGCUUGAGAAACUAUUCAGAUAGCUGAGACAAUAGCUUAAGAGGCAAACUAGCAAUCUGAAAAGUAAAAAAUUGCAAUGACAAUCACCUUUGUUCUGGCAAGUGAAGAUAAAACUGACAAAUUCUAUCUAUAGAUUCUGUUUGUCAAGCCAAACAUAAUUUUGUCAUGAAAAUAUUUGCCAUUUUCAGUCAAACUUUUCAUAUCUCUACUUCAUCUUUUUAGUAUUUCUCUAAAGCGAGCUAUGAAAAUCUAUGCGUUAUAAAUUAAAAUAUAAUAAAUUCUACUUUCUUCUUCAUUUUUUCUGGCCAAAGUAUUUAAAAAUUUAAUAUAAACAUUCAUAAAAUAAUAUUUAAAAUUUAUGCUAGUAAUUGGAGCCUCAAUAGUAAUGGAAAAAAGUUGUUCACUAUCAAUUAUAGGAAUUAGUGCAUGACUUUCGAGCUUUUAGGCAGCAAUCUUUAUGAAUUUUUAAAGUUAACCAAUUUUCAAGGUUUUUCAUGCAAUCUUAUUAGGCGCUUCGGAAUGCAAAUACUCAAAGCGCUCAAAUUAACUGAAAAAAAUCAAAUUGUGCACUGUGAUCUAAAACCUGAAAAUAUUUUGCUAAAAUGUUCAAAUAGAUCCCAUAUAAAAAUAAUUGACUUUGGUUCAUCAUGCUUUAUUGACAAACAAAUAUAUACAUAUAUACCCUGGAGACUGCUUUGGAUCUAUAAAUCUCUUGCCAAACUGAUGUCCUGGGCAACUAAAGUUGGCAAGUGAAAUUUCUAUAGGCCCUUGUCAGCAGGUGAGUUGACUUGGUAGCUUUUAUUGCCCAAGCCAACUCCACCAGUGGGCAGAAGUCUUAUAGACCGAGGCAGUCUAAAAAAGGAUCUGGGCUAUAUUCAAAGCAGAUUUUACCGAGCUCCUGAAAUAAUAUUAGGCCUACCAUAUAGUUCUGCCAUUGAUAUAUGAAGUUUUGGCUGCAUUUUAGUUGAAUUAUUUUUAGGAAGACCCCUUUUUCCAGGCGAAAAUGAAGCUGAUCAGCUGCUCUGCAUAAUGGAAGUAUUAGGAACCCCCAGCGAAGAAUUAUUAUCAAGAUCGACGAGGAAAAAAAUGUUUUUUAGUGCAAAUAACGAGCCUAAAAUUUCUGCUAAUUCAAGAGGGAAAAAAAGAUAUCCUCGCACAAGAGAUCUGAGAGAAAUAUUGCGAGGAGCAGAAGUAGGUUUUAUAGAGCUAAUGUUGGCAUGCUUAGAAUGGGAUCCUGAUAAAAGAAUUACUGCAAAAGAGGCCCUAAACCACCCAUGAUUUUCAGAUGAAGGCAUCUGUUCUAUUACUAAAGUGAAUUCUGUAAAUAACAUUGCAACACUUAAAGGACAGACAGCAAGCGAUCCAUACAGAAGACGAGCGAGUGAUCAUAUGAUCCAAAAUCCAAGUUUCCAGGUUAAGCUAACUGCAAGGAAAGUUGGAAAAGAAUCUAGCCAUUUUUACGAAAACUAA
Molecule: messenger RNA, 3242 nt
Organism: Blepharisma stoltei
Lineage: Eukaryota; Ciliophora; Heterotrichea; Heterotrichida; Blepharismidae
Source: the annotation of a GenBank genome assembly